UUGAACAAUAUAUGAGUCAUCUCGUUCCAACAAAAUCGAAGUAGCUAGCGUUUAUUUCCAUGGCAUCCAAAAAUAUCUCCCACGCGAUCUUCUUCAUCUUCCUUGUUUCUUGUAAUUUUUUGUGUUCUUCCGCACAAACUUGGAUUCGAGCUGGUUACUGGUACACUGGCAGCGACUUUCCUUUACCGGAGGUAAACUCUGCCUUGUUCACACAUCUUAUUUAUGCUUUUGCCAAUGUGAAUUCCUCCACCUACCAGCUCUCUAUCCCUUCUGCUCAUGAACAAAACUUCUCAAGCUUCACCGAUAUUGUCAAGCGCAAAAACCCAUCAAUCACAACGCUCCUAUCCAUAUGGAACGGAGAAGCAGCAACAACUCAGCUAAUUUUGGGUCAGAGAGCUAACUUUUCAGUCUUGUCUAAAAUGCUCGAAAAUCCUUCAAAUAGAAAGUCUUUCAUUGAGUCUUCCAUCGAUGUGGCAAGACGUUAUGGCUUUCAAGGUAUAGACAACUCUGGCCUUGCUCAGGAGGAAGGAAAUGAUCACGAAAAGAAACCCCGGUUACUGCUUGUAAUAGUGCUAUCAGUUACUUCGGUCGUAAUUCUCAUAGCUUUCGUGGUGUGUUUCUGGCAGAGAGAACUAUUGAAGACAAGAGGUUAUAUGCUCAACUGUGAUGGGAUGAUUGUUCUAGGCAGAUCUAGGUCUACUAGUACAUCGGCUGUUGACAGUGAUGCUCCGAAUUUGAAAGUAUACCGCUUUUCCAGUCUCAAAGUGGCUACAAAUAACUUCUCAAGUGAAAACAAACUUGGAGAGGGAGGGUGGAUUUGGUCCCGUUUACAAGAUCCUACCAGACGGUAUUUCAUGGAUUGGGGAAAGCGUGUGCACAUCAUCGAAGGCGUUACUCAAGGACUCUUAUAUCUUCAAGAAUACUCAAACUUCACAAUCAUUCACCGUGAUCUAAAAGCUAGCAACAUUUUGCUUGAUGACGAGAUGAAUGCUAAGAUUUCUGAUUUUGGAAUGGCCAAACUUUUCAGAAAGGAUGAACUCGAAGGAAACACAAGGCGGAUUGUUGGCACAUAUGGCUACGUACCUCCUGAAUACGUACGAAAAGGCAUAUACUCUAUGAAGUACGACGUCUACAGCUUCGGAGUUCUACUUUUGCAAAUGAUUAGCGGACGGAAGAGUACACAUUACUAUGGUCCGAACGAAAGUAUGCACCUCUUGGAAUAUGCAUAUGUAUCAUGGAAAGAGGACAAAGGACUGGAUUUUAUCGAUCCGUCACUUGACGAUUCUUCUUCUUCUUGUAAGUUAUUGAGAUGCUUGCAAGUGGCACUGCUCUGUGUCCAGGAAAAUGCCGACGAUAGGCCUACAAUGCUGGAAGUUUAUUCCAUGCUCAUAUCUGACACUCAAGCCGUUCCAACUCCUACAAAGACGGCUUUCUCAGUGAAAAAUUACGACAACGUGGACAACCUAUGUACCCUGCAGCCAGGAAAUUGUUCGCAGACGGCGUGGUACUGCCAUUCGUCUUUGCUCGCUUGGCCUCAAAAGCUUCGUUCACAAUUCAUACAAUCUGCCAUAGAGGUUGCACGUAAGUUUGGGUUUGAUGGGCUGGACCUUGAUUGGGAGUUCCUUCAAAGCCCAAAAGAAAUGAAGGAUUUGAGCCACUUGUUAAAAGAAUGGCACCACGAGCUCAAGGAGUCCAAAUCCACGGCCCGCCCUCCGCUACUCCUCACCGCUGCCGUUUACUUCUCGGCCGACUUCUUCUUGGACGCCGUCCCCCGAUCGUACCCGGCGUCGUCUCUGAAAAAGUACUUGGACUGGAUCAAUCCAAUGUGCUACGACUACAAAGGGGCUUGGAGCAAUACCACAGGGCCCAAUGCAGCAUUGUGGAACCCGUUUAGUAACGUAAAUUCAAUAUAUGGGCUUAAGUCAUGGAUCAAGGCCGGGAUACACCCGGCGAAAUUGGUUAUGGGCUUGGCCCUCUACGGCCGGUCGUGGGAGCUCCAAAACCCGAAAAAUCACGGCUUUGGAGCCACCGAUAUUGGGCCAGGCCCAGGAGCAGGGAUGUUGUUUUACCACCAAGUCGAAUUGUUACUAAACCAAAAGGGC
Molecule: messenger RNA, 2102 nt
Organism: Malus domestica (apple)
Lineage: Eukaryota; Viridiplantae; Streptophyta; Magnoliopsida; Rosales; Rosaceae
Source: RefSeq, a predicted model, not a curated record